AUGUUUCUUUGGCGUGAGGUCUUCCUGACCGUGUGGAAGGUCGUCAAGAGAGUGGGGCUGAUUAUUUGCACUAUAUACCUCUUCUUCUCCUUUAACACUUUAUACUCCAUACAAAUGCUCACUCGUCUUUCCAUCCCUAUUAUUGUGCUGUUUAUUGUAUAUCAGAUUCUCAUUCUUCUUGUGGGCUUCUCUUUCCUCAGGAUGUCUAUAUCGAAGAACUGCACAACCCUUGAGCUCUUCCCAGAAACCGAUGAAACCGAAGACUCUGAUGACAGCAGUCUUCAUCUCAACCCCUUUGAAAAGGAGCACAUAUUUGCAUACAAACACGAGAUGAACAUAUGCGAGAUAUGCAACACUUCGCAGCCCAUGCGCAGCUACCACUGCAGCGCGUGCAACAGAUGCCUGCUGCUUAUGUUCAAGCACCUUACAUGGUGCGAUCUGUGCGUGGGAUUCACCAACUACAAAUUCUACAUUGUUUUUUUGUUUUACUUGGUGAUUCUUUCUGGCCUGGGACUUGGCUGCUUCAUUGAUGCAAUUAUCAACAACUCUCUUGUUGACUACUCGAAUGCUCCCCUGUACGUGUCCAUUGUUCUGCAGGCUCUUGGCUUGGUUUUUGUGCUGUACUACUUCGUAGAAGGAGUGUACUCCGUGUGCAUCAACCAAACACCGCAGGAAAGAAAGCAUCCGAUGGAAAACACGAAUAUAUCGUACGACAUGGGGUACUACCAGAACUGGAAAAUGAUCAUGGGCGAGUCCUGGUACACGUGGUUUAUGCCCAGCUGGACAACCGAGGGAGACGGGCUGAAGUUCCAGCACACGCGAAAAACAGGCCCAGAGGUGUACGAAAGCACUGCACUGACAGUGUCCACCGAGUAG
Messenger RNA from Nematocida minor, 876 nucleotides. Its product is annotated as palmitoyltransferase ZDHHC2/15/20. The transcript has a single exon. Gene Ontology annotation, cellular component: Golgi apparatus; endoplasmic reticulum. The record is from RefSeq and is a predicted model, not a curated record. Gene Ontology annotation, molecular function: protein-cysteine S-palmitoyltransferase activity. The coding region runs from base 1 to 876 and encodes 291 amino acids. Gene Ontology annotation, biological process: peptidyl-L-cysteine S-palmitoylation; protein targeting to membrane. NCBI's taxonomy places the organism in Eukaryota, Fungi, Microsporidia.